AUGCAAUCAGAAACGCCAAAGAAAAUAUUUUCCAGUCUUCUGGUAAUAAUCCUUGAUGUUAACCCAGCUCAAGAUACUUUACUUAGUGGCGAAAUAAAGCUAUCAUCCAUACUUAGUUCUGUUGUUGCUUUUGCUAAUUCUCACUUAAUGCUUCGAACCCAUAAUAAAGUUGCUGUACUUGCGUCUGACCCAAAUAGUUGUGAUUUUAUAUAUUCCGAUCAAGAUGAACUUGAUUUUAAAAAGAAAACAGUCAGUAGUUGUAAAAUGGGUGGAAGUCAGUAUGAAUUGUUCAGUCACAUAGAUCGUUCUAUCAAAUUUAACAUUGUGAAAUUUCUCAAGGAUGCGGCAGAAGAACCACAUAUGUCUAGAGAUACCGUCUUUGGAGCAUCUUGUGCUAAGGCUUUAUGCUACAUAAACAGAUUACAAAGUAAUCUAUUUCCGGGCGAAACAAUGAAUUCAAGAAUAUUAAUUAUAUCUGGUUGCGAUAAUGAAGGAGACAAAUACAUACGUUGUAUGAAUACAUUUUUCACAGCUCAAAAACAAAAUGUAGCCAUUGAUGUAUGUAGUCUUACACAUGAUGUCACUCUUUUAAAACAAGCAUGUUACAUCACAGAAGGUUCAUAUUUUCGUAUGCCAAAAUUAGAGGGAUUAUUACUGUAUUUACAGUGGAUAUUUUUGACAGAACCUUCUUCUAGGAAAAAAUUAGUUAUACCAUUAGCUCCACAGUUAGACUUCCGACCUUUUUGUUUUUGUCAUGGAACCCUAACAGCAAUUGGUUUUGUGUGUUCAUUAUGUUUAACUAUUUAUUGCAAAAUAAGUCCUAUUUGCACAACUUGUGAAGCAGUUUUCAAAGUACGAUCAGCCAUUGCAGUUAAACCUAAAAAGAAGAAAAUUAAAACAACAAGUGUAAAUAAUUAA
This is a messenger RNA of Macrosiphum euphorbiae (potato aphid), 918 nucleotides long. The record is from the annotation of a GenBank genome assembly. Lineage: Eukaryota; Metazoa; Arthropoda; Insecta; Hemiptera; Aphididae.